Coregonus sp. 'balchen' is the source of this 5990-nucleotide messenger RNA. NCBI's taxonomy places the organism in Eukaryota, Metazoa, Chordata, Actinopteri, Salmoniformes, Salmonidae. The record is from the annotation of a GenBank genome assembly.
UUAUCAAUCUGCGAGUUGUGACGUUGGCCCUUCCUUAAAAUUGGGCGGUUGUGAGGCUACUGGCGUCUACACUGCUAUAUAAAGAGCGCAUUACGGCGGCUGUGGAUAAACUAUUUUCCUCAGCAACAAGGCUAACCUGAUGGGGAGUUAAACUAUUUACUCGACCAGUUAUCUUCAACAGGUAAUAAUGGAUUGCUUAUUAUGUUAAUGCAGGUGAAUAUAGGUAAAUAUCUCUUGAAUUGCAGGUGUUUUCAUUAGGCAUAGCCUACACAGAUACUGUAUGUAAUCAUUGGUUUGUUCGGUCCCUAUUUCAACUGUUUGUAGCCCACUAAAUCACUGAAAUAUAGUGUCGUUACAUUUGUUAACUAAUCUAGUGGCAAUUUAGAAAACAUUUUAUGGUAUGUUACCUUUUCUGUUUUCAGUUUGGCGUGUGACUUAGUCUGGUGCCUUCAUUAGAAAAAAACUGGACCAAUCCUGUCUAACGCACGCUAGAUUAGGCCUACAAACUUGCCAUAGGCUACAAUGUAUCCAAUAAUGUUGUAUGCUGUAAAUAUUUAACCAUUGAAUGAAGAUGUUACUUACAUUCAUUAUCUAAUGAAAUUGUUGCAUAGGUGGCAAUUGCUUGAACAUUUGAACAAGAGAUGGGAAUGUAACCCCUUUCGCCGCCCUGGCUCAGAGGCCAGAUAUUUUAGCCUAUUUCUGUCAAAUGUAACACUAUUAUAGACUAUAACAUAUUGUAAUUUACAUAUUUGCUCGCUUGGGCUUUCUUUGACAUUAAAAGGUGAUGCAACGCUUCUUCAAAUUGCCAUUGUAUUAGACCAUCGUUUGCGCAUGUGCGUGUCACGUGACAGGCUGUGUUCGAGAGCGUCAAAACCGUGAUGUGUCAUGGGUAAAUUGUGACUGACUGAUAUACAAAUAAUGUUGAGUAGUUAUUUAGGAUGUAAGGUGAUUUGUAGAUCAGUCAGUCUCAACUCUCCUUUAAAGACUGUUCCCGGUAGCAAUUCCAAUUGACUAAUCUUUUAUUUUUAUAAAGAAAAUCUAAACUCAACCAACGUCACAAUGAGUAAGGACACCGAAGUAGACAUGAAGGACGUGGAGCUCAAUGAUAUGGACCAGGAGAAGCAGCCGAUGACGGGCGGGGCAGGGAACGGGGAUGCUGGUUCUCCUAAUGGCACGGAGAAGAACGGCAGCGUUAAAGUGAAAAUCCCCGAGGAGACGGAGACUAAAUUUACCGGUCUAUCCAAAGAUGAACUCCUCAGAGUCGCUGGAACACCAGGGUAAGAACUAUUAAGAUAUAUGCAAUAGACUUUAGCUUAUAAAAAAAUAAGGUUAACGGAUGUUUGCAAUGUCAACAUUUAGGGUAUAAUAUUGCCUUACUAAAUAAUCUCUCUCCCUCCAUCACCUAAAGGUGGGUCCGGACACGAUGGGCCCUUCUGAUUCUGUUCUGGCUGGGCUGGCUGGGGAUGCUGGCUGGAGCUGUGGCCAUCAUUGUUCAAGCACCUCGCUGCAAAGACCUUCCUGCCAUGAACUGGUGGAAUUAUGGACCUCUGUACCAAAUUGGAGAUGUGCAAGCUUUCAGCGAGUCACAGAAUCUAAAGGGUAAGACCCCCUGAAAGGGGUGAUGACUAAGAUUUGUGAUGAAACCCACUAUAGGUUUCACCUCAUGUAAAACUCACUAGUCGGUCAGACAGUUCAUAUGAAGUAGUUUGAAUACAUUGAACCACAUAGGCUACAAUUUGCGAUUGGGUUGGGUCACUGAGGCUGCAGUUCCAAAGGCAGCCCAAGCCUGAUAUUUUGCCCAAUUAUUGGUGAAAGAGCUGAUUGGUCAAAAGACCAAUUAGUGGCAAAUUAUCAGAAGUGGGCUGCCUGUGUAAACAGCUUGAAUGAGAAAUUCUGGAGACUCUGAAAGUGGGUUUCGGGUGGUAGUGUCUGUUGAGGGGUCUGACCAGUGUUGAUUACAGGGAGCAACAGUGCAUGUGACGAGACAUGAGAUUUUAAAAUGCGUCUGCUUUAGCUUCCAAGUGUACGCCAUAGGAUUCUCAGAAUUGAGGUCACAUUUAUUGCACGUAAACAUGUUUACCACUUCCUUGACUCCGCUCCAGGGGAUGGAGGGGGGGGGGGGCGGCUCUUUUAAGCAUCCUGCUGAACCAGCAGAAUCCUCCCUCCUACACCCUAAACUGAUUGGUUUGGCAGGUUUCUUGUUUGGGGGUAUUAAGGUGUCUGCAUGCUUCAGUUCGGCUAGCCGAAGUCAGCUAGGCGACCCGAACGAGUGUGCUCGCAUACUCCCGUAAAAGACCUUAGCUUGAAUAGUACAAUUUGUCUUAUUUGUGACGCCGUAGCCAGUAUACACUUCCUCAAAAGUCAGAAUUAAUCUAAGAUGACUCAAAUGUCAUUCACUGACAUUUUUGCCAAGGAGAGGUUAGUUGCGCAAUUUUCCAUCUAACUAAGAUGUUUGUUGCAGUAUUUCUCAAUGAAAAAAUGUGCAUGAAAAAUGAGUUCUCAUUGAAUGACUACAUACUUAUUGAAGAAUCCCUGCAGUUGACUAAUCACAGAUGAAGGGGCGUAGACUUGGGCUCCCAAACUUGGGCUGGCCGAAAAAACCCUUACAGACGUCCAAAUCGUCACAAUUUCGUCAUAAUAUAUGCACAAACUCUUCCGAACUGUUUUGGCUGGGAAGCACGCAAACACCUUUAGUCACACUCCAGGAACUGGGCUACAUGAUGAAUGUCUGAAACAACUUGUUUUUGUUUGUGUGAGCACAGCUACAAUGCCAGUGGGCGAUUACUAUUCACUUGAUAGGGCUUUAUAGAAAAUAAAAUAUUGACACUGAUGAAAGUGAACAGAUGUCUAACAAAAUAAGAUUUCAAAGGAUAACAUUUGUUUUAUCCAGAUGUUGUGCCUUCAAUAAAGAACAACACCGAUGUAUGUCCACUUUUAGUCAGCAGUUUUCUACUGUGUAACAGGUGUGGAGAACAAGAUUGACCGUCUGAGCCAGCUGAAGGUGAAGGGUCUGGUCAUUGGGCCCAUCCAUGUUGCACCCUUAGACAACCUUGUGAGCCUGAACUUUGAGGCGAUCUCCUCUGACGCUGGCAAUCUGGAACAGUUCAAAGGCCUCAUUACAGCUGCGCACAAGAAGAGUGAGUAUAGCCCCUCUUUUUAUAGUGUCUUUUAAUUUAUAUGAUGUCCUUUAAAUUUUUCUCUUGAAACUGUUCAUUGGUUAGGCAGUGGUGUACAGAUGGACUAACUCUCUUCCGUCUGACAGGCAUCAAUGUGAUCCUGGAUCUGACUCCCAAUUAUCUGGGAAGCGGACCAUGGUUCUCUAAUGUUAGUGUCACAAACGUUGCUGAGAGACUCAAGGUAAGAAUUGAGCGUCUCUUCUCAGUGAACCCAUUAAAUCCACUUGAGUUCAUCAAUCUAAUGUGUGAACCCUCUUUCCUCCCCAGUCUGCCCUGGUGUUCUGGCUGAACCAAGGUGUGGAUGGGAUCCAGUUGUCUGGUGUUGAGCGUGUGGCCAGUGUGGUUCCGUCUCUUUGGGCUGACAUUCGAGCCAUUGUACAGAAUGGGACUGAGGGAAAGAGAAGGUGAGCAAAUGUCCACCAUUAUAUACACAUCACUCCCUUAGAUACUACUGCACUGUUGGAGCUAGGAAUACAAGCGUUUCGCUACACCCGCAAUAACAUCUGCUAAAUAUGUGUAUGUGACCAAUAAAAUUAGAUUUGAUUUAGAACAUAACUAGGAAUCUCAGUAGAUUGUUAUGCAUGGGAGCCACCUAGCGGUUUAGUGAUGGUAUUGUUUCAUCACAUUUUCAUCAUCCACAAAAUGGCUAUUGGCUAACUUGUGCCCUCUAGUGGCAUAAACUACACUGACUGCUGCUGAAAAGAGAGCUGAUACUGUAUCUUGAUUCUAUUACAGUGGGUACAUUAGACUUAUGUGACUUUUGUAGAUAGAAUUCCUUUCCUCAAGUAAAUGUUAUUUGUGUAUUUUUGCUCAGACUUCUGAUUGGAGUGACUGAGAAGACCUCUGCUGUUGAAGUCUCUGAACUGCUGAACUCCACUGGGGUGGACCUACUCCUAUCCGGGGCCCUCAGGUCUAAGAGCAUGACCGCUACGGAUCGUGCUCAGACUGUCCAGCAGCUGCUCUCCUCUCACAACCAGACCCAGCUGGCCUGGAACAUUGGGGACAGGAAGAAGGGUCACCUGGCCACACUGGUGGGCCCAGACAUGGUGAACUUCAACCAGAUGCUCCUGCUCACACUGCCCGGAACCCCAGUGUUCAACUAUGGGGAUGAGAUCGCCCUGGCUGAUGCGGUGAGCAGGGGGUUUCAAUAACUAAUGUAUCAUAAAACAAAUAACAGCUUUAGCCUUGGAGAUUCACACUUUUUUUUUAAAUAAAAGGUCUUGAUUUUUCUGGAUAUCUAAUGUCUUGAUUGUCUUUGUAUAACAGGAUACAAAGUCCCCUAAGAUGCUGUGGGAUCCCGCCGACGAUGAGGAUACAAAUGGAACUGCUAAGGUAAAUUGGAUGAUAAUGAAAAUAUUCAUAAAACUGUUGGAAAGGCAAAGCAAUUAAAAUAUUUAAUUCCUGCCACCCUCAGGAGGAGAAAGAACAGAGGCUCUCCUGCCGUUCCUUCUUCAAGACGCUGAGUGAACUACGUGGAAAAGAGCGUUCCCUGCAGCAUGGGGACUACAUUCCCCUCUUCAACUCCACCUCUGCCCUGGCUUACCUCCGCCAGUGGGACCAGAGUGGGCGCUACAUCGCUGCCUUCAACUGGGGCAGCGACGUGGUGACCAUUCAGCUGGCCCACCCUAACCUGCCUGGUAAGGCUGUGGUUCAGGUGAGCACAGACAAGGUCAACCUGGCCCCCGACAGUACUGUUGAGCUCUCUGCGCUGGAGCUAGGGCCAGGCCAGGCUGUCCUGCUACAGUUCCCCUACAUAUCCUAGAAAGGGGAGAGAUCCCAGCACCAUCUGUGUGGGCAUUGAUAAAGUAGUUGUCAAUUUUUUGUAUUUUUUUUUUUUUUUAGGGCAUCCUGUUUUUUAAGUCUGAAAAAUAGUCACUAUCAUUCAAAUGGUCAUAGAAUUUUAGCAUGCACUCAUCAAUAGAUUUUACUUGAACUCCUCCUAGAACAUAGAAACUGCUGUGAAUUAGUCUGGUAUUCUAGUAUGCGGUGUUGGUCAGACAUACAAACACCUGUCUGCUCAUCGCAAGCACCAGUCAACCCUUCAACUAUCGGUCUAUCUUGCUGUUACUGAAAAUACAUUCCAGACCAUUAAAUGCCAUGAUUGAAUUGAUACUUUUAAAUGUAUUUUAUUGGCCUUUUUUUUUUAAAAUUUAUUUUUAAAGUUGUUUCUUUUCGGGGCAUGGUUGGCCCCUUACUGAAAUGUUGUAAUUGUUUUCAAAAUGUUUCUCACGUUUCAAGAAUUAUCUGAUGUUAUGAUUGCUUUUGCAGCAGAAGUUGUAAAACACAAAGGUGGAGGGGCUGAAUUUCUUUCCUCCUAAAUUAAAUUGGCAUGAUCUAAAACUGAAUACAACCUUUACUAGUCUGUUUUAUUUUGGCUAGCAUGUGCUACCAAUGAUGUGGUGAAAUCUAAACCCUAGGUUAAACAUUAAAGCUAGCCCUCUCCAUUCUGCACUUGAACGUCUCUUCCUGGCAUCAGGUGUCCCUCACAGGCCUUGAUUUAGACCUAUCCAUAGUGCACGCAGGGAGCUCUGUCUCACCUGACUAUUAUAACACUUCUUAAACAUUUAUCUACCGACACUGGGAGAGACGCUGCUAUAGACGGACACAGUGACUGCUGCUGUAUGCACCCACAGAAGUUGGUUAAGACCUAGUGAUCGAGUACUGAACAAAAUGUAUGCAUUCGAGUGUUAAUGGAUAAUAAACAGACUUGUUAAUUAGCUGGGACCAUCUAUUUGAUCAGCCUAGGAUGACGUGGGGGGCGGGCACAAAUAAUAGUGACGUUCACGCCAUUCCACUGCCAUUGGCCUACUUGAU